UCUCCGGCGUGAUCUGGUCCCGGUGGGGGACGGCGGCAGCAGAGCAACGUGGCUUCCCCCACGUCGGUGGAGGAGGUGUGUGUUUGGGGAUGGUUUUGCCCCACGGGGCUUGGCAAACGUGCAGCUCGUCCGGCCUCGUCUGCGUCUGUGGUUCCGGGAGCCUGGAGAGCCGCAGGUCACCUCCGGGAGUCCCGGGACUGACCACCCGGGGAGAACAGGCUGCCGGUGAGGAGAGCGCUGGCUUGCUCAGUGUCCCGGUGAAGGAAGGGGCCGCGCGCGGCGCGCCAAGAUCUAGCACGGCGGAGCCGCGGGUUGGUCUUUCCCUUGUCAAGAAAAGGGAGGGAAACAGGUGUGAUGCGGGGAAGAAUGCCAGACGGCGACAGCUGGGAGGAGGGUUGCGGCUGGCGAGCUCGAGACGGUGCAGUUAGGACAGUUUCAGGGAGCAACUGUUGGAAAAGAGGCAGCUCGAGACUCGCUUUCCCUGCGGGUGUAGUAGACGAGACACGGCCUUUCAUUUGCUGAGUUUGUUCUGUCGGAAAGAGAAUUGUUUCUGUUGCCGCGGUUGUCGGGAGGAUAGCGGUAGAUACAUCCAUCCCUUUAAAUGUAGCAUCACGAAAUCAAUCCUGGCACCAAGUGGAGUUGAGCCUCCUUUGGGUAUCAGGCACCCCUGACUUCCAACACGGAAAAGGCUUGUGAGUACGAAGUGGUGGGACUAAGGAUUUGUGGUUUUGAAGCCGAUAGACACUAAUGUUGUUGUUUCUGUGUGUGUGGAUUGCCUCGCACCUCUUGUGGGUGGUCUGGCAAGUGGAUGGUUUACCCUCUUUCCAUGUAAAACUGGAUCUGUACUUCAGCUCAGUUUAUAUGCUUUAUUGGCAAAGAACAGAACAUUGUCCAAAAUAAUUAUCCACUGAUUAAUACAGUGGCUUAACUUAAAAAGUCAGUGGGGAAGAUAUGGAGCAUUAAUAAUAGUAUCCUACUAUCCAGUACAUGGCUUUAUGAAGUUGUGGUGCAGCUCCCUGGCCCUUCUUGUUGGGUGGAUUUUUUUUCUGUUCUAAGUUGUGUUGAUCCUUGCAAUUCCCUUCCCGGUGGGUUGUUAUCUCGCUCCUUAAUUAAAGUUGGACUGUGGUUUCUGCUACUGUGAUAAGAGACUUGCAUUGCAACUCCUAGUGCUUUCUGUUUUGUUAUAGUACGGUUUGUUUCUUGAAAGUUGCCCUUGUUGGUGGAUAUGGUGUCAGUAAUUUUACAUUGUUUAAACAAAAAAAAAGUCAAUCAGUGGUGGACCUUAACAGACAGCGUAACUGCUGUCCAAAGCUUUUUAGGUGUGUAUGUGUAUAUAUCUAUGUAUAUAUAGAUAUAUGGUGUGAUGGUUUAAAAAUUGAGCAGCUCUGUGAACCAAGCCUGGAUGCAGAGUGGCCAUUUUUAUAGCCAGAAUGGGUCCAGUCUCAAAUUUGACAUUUAAAGACGAUGUGCGAGGCAUUUCAGAGGCAGCGGAGCUCAGUAAAUGGCAGGUCGGAUCACCUCGGCUCCAUGGUGAGGAGAAAGAAGAGCCCCCCUGGGCCUGAGGAACAGCACAAUGGGAUGACAGUGAAACUGGGUGAGAGCAGCGGGGAGGAAGGGGUGAAAAAGCUGGGCAAGAGAGCAGGCGGAGAUGAGGAGUCCCUGGAAGAAGAAGGGGCAGGAGGAGGAGGAGAGGCAGCUCCAGGCAGCAGCAGCACAAAGAAAGAAGAGAAGAUUAUUAACAACAACACUAACAACAACCCCCCAGCGAACCCCAGUUUGCCCCAGGCCCCUUCCUCCCUCCAGCCAUCCCACAGCCAGGACCAGCAUCAUUUUCUCAGGUCCAGUGUCAGACCUCAGAGCAAGAGGUUAAGGAAGGAUUCUCAGGCAUCCUCUUCAACUGGCAACAGCAGCAGCACUACUGCAAAAAGCAAAGGAGCAGAUAAUGGGGGGACUUCAUCUGGUAGUACAUCAGGAAUUCCUCCCAGCACUCCUACUGGGAGUUCCAAGGCAGCAGCAAGGAAUCUGGGCUCCUCAGCUGGAGAGAAGGAAGAAGGAAAGAAGGUCAGACGUCAGUGGGAAUCAUGGAGUACAGAGGACAAGAAUACCUUCUUUGAGGGACUAUAUGAGCAUGGGAAGGACUUUGAAGCUAUUCAGAACAACAUUGCGCUGAAGUACAAGAAAAAAGGCAAACCAGCAAGUAUGGUGAAGAACAAAGAGCAAGUCCGGCACUUUUAUUAUCGUACCUGGCACAAGAUUUCCAAAUACAUUGACUUCGAUAAUGUGUUUUCUCAAGGGCUGAAAAAAUCCUCCCUGGAGCUUUAUGGAUUAAUCUGCUAUGGGGAGCUAAGGAAAAAGAUUGGGGGAUGUAUGGAUGAUAAAAAUGCAGCUAAACUCAAUGAGCUCAUCCAAGUUGGGGCCACGACUGUUCGCUACAAAGGGAGAAAUCUUCGGAUCAAAGCUCCAAUGUGUAGGGCACUGAAGAAACUCUGUGAUCCAGAUGGUAUUAGUGAUGAGGAGGAUCAGAAGCCAGUGCGUCUUCCUCUUAAGGUGCCUGUGGAGUUGCAGCCAAGAAAUAAUCAUGCGUGGGCUCGGGUGCAGAGUCUUGCCCAGAACCCACGGCUCAGAAUGAUAGUGGAAUUACAUCGGAAGGUCUCCAGCCUCAUUGAGUUCCUGAAGCAGAAGUGGGCUCUCCAUGAAGUGCGCAUUCGUAAAACACUAGAGGAACGGCAACUUCAAGACUCCAGAGACUCAGAAGCAAGAGGCAGUUUGUCAGAGGAGAAAGUGAUGCUUCAUCUCUUCCCAGGGGAGAACUGUACGCUGAGCCCACUCCCUGGGGUAGCCAGAGUGGUUCACUCUAAAGCUUUCUGCACAGUGCAUUGGCAGGAAACUGGCAAAUGCAAACAGAACACAAAAGACUCUCACUUAUUGCCUCCUGCACAGAUUCUAGGCAUACAAAGUGGUCAGGGGACAGCCAGAGGACAAUUAAAAUACCCACGGGGAACAGAAGGUAAGGGUGUCGGAAGGGCAGAGAGCACUACAGAGCCAGGCAGAACCUCUCAGCCUUCAGCUGAAGUUUCUGCAAGCACUGAAGAUGGCUCCCCAGAGAAUGGCCUAGCAGAAGGGGCAGCUCCAAGUCUUGGUGUCACAAACGCUCUUGAUAAACCACCUUCUGGACUUCAAGAUCCAGGAGAGAGUCUUGAAAAGUCAAUCCCAGUGGCAUUCUGUGCUGAGGGUCGGGAGGCCCCAGUUGGUGAUGAAGCAAUUGUGCUACCAUCAUGCAGCACAACUUGUGCCUGCAGCAAGAUCCCUGAUGUGGAAGAACUCUCUCUGCUUGAUCCCUUCCCACGGUACAUGAAGUCCUGUCAGGACCUGAUUGUUCCAGAGAAAUGUUCUUGUGCAGACAGGCUGCAUCAGAAAGACUUAGUUCCCUCAGCUGAGAGCACUUCUCUUGUGGCUCUUUCAACUGGGAGCACAGAAACAGCUGACCCCAGCUCAGCACAGGUGGUGAGAGGUGGGGUAGCAUCACCCAGCAAUGGCCCGUCCAGAUCUGAAACUCAGGCUAGCCACUGCCAGGGACCACAGCCUGAGGCUUGUACCAAGGAGCUACCAGAUGCAGUAAUGGAGGACUCUCAAGAGAAGCUGAGCUCCUCAUUUCCACCUUCAUCUCAGGGACAAUCUACUGCAAAGUCUCUCAAAGAUGACCCGAGCCGGCUUGCUCAACAGGUCAGAGAAGAGGGAUGGAGUCUUAGAACCUCCGAGAGCCUUACGCUGGCUGAAGUCUACCUCAUGAUGGGCAAGCCGAACAAACUGCAGCUGGAGUAUGACUGGCUGUCAGUCUUAGAGCCAGAAACCCAGGAUUCCAGGGAGAAAACAACUGAACCCAGUGCUCUUCCCACAUGUACUCCCUUUCACAAGCAGAGACUUCUCAACUGCCUUUUAAAGCUCAUUUCUACUGAAGUCAACCCCAAACCAACACCUGAGAUGAACUCUGUUGCCACAUCCCCUAUUAAGCCUGUUCAAGAGGAACAAUCACUGACCCCUCCUGGAAAGGUCAUCACCAUCAGCACCAGGAGUCCAGGUUGUUCCCGCAAUCAGUCCACUCUUCGCAACAAGACCUUUUCUCCCAGUGCUGCUUCCAGCUCCUCAGGUUUGAGAAACCCUCCUAGACCUCUUUUGGUGGCUGGUCCUUCAAGUUCUGGAAGUGCUGAUGCAGAUGGUGGGCUCUUUGCUGUCCCCACAACUCUACCACCCAACAGUCGACACGGAAAGCUGUUCUUGCCCAGUAAGGAAGCAGAACUUACCUUCCGACAGCACUUGGACACGAUCAGUAUGCAGUCAGACUUCUUCUUGCCAAAACCAAGGAAAUUGCGGAACAGACACCUGCGGAAGCCAUUGGUGGUACAGAGAACGCUACUUCCCAGACCAUCUGGAAAUCCGUCCCAGCAUGUAUGCUCCUUCUCCAUCUUGUCCAACUCUUCCAUAACAGGGAGAGGUUCAUUUCGGCCAAUCCAGUCUUCGCUGACUAAAGCAGCUGUUUCUCGUCCUAUUGUGCCCAAGGUUCUUCCAACACAGGCAACAAACCAUCUGUCCAGUGCUAUUGAUUUGGCAGCAAAAAGUGCUGGUAUUAUCCCUGGCAGCCCUUUGCCUGUCCUAGAUGCAGAAGGUUUAUCAGGUGUGUCUCCACUGUCACCGGAUGGAGUACCCACUGUAAUCACAGGCCAAGAGUCAUCAGUAGCACAUCAGAAUGGGGUCUCCAUCACUGCAGCAGAGGGUUCGAGCAGUGGGUGUCGGGUUCCUUUUAUCAGUUUGCCCACACAGCAUGAACAGGAGGCAGUCCCUGAUGGCUUCCAGAGCACAUCAGUACUAUCUCUGUCAGAACUGUCCAAGACACCUCUUCAGAAUGGUCUCUCUACUCCUCCACUUCCUCCAUCAGAGGCCUCCAGUACCCGUCUGUCCCCUCCCAACGUCUCUGCUCUGUUGGAUAUCUCUUUGCCUGGACCACCCGAGGAUGUGCUUUCUCAGGGAGAGCCUGCUACUCAAAUUAGUGAUUCUAUAAUCGAAAUAGCUAUCAGCUCUGGUCAAUACAGUAAAGCUGUUACUCUUUCCCCUGCAAAGCUGAAUGGCAGUGACAGCUCCAAAAGUCUUCCGUCGCCAUCCAGCAGUCCUCAGCAGAACUGGAUUGCCUCCCCCAGCCAUGAUCCACAGUGGUACCCCAAUGAUUCCACAGACUCUUCUCUCAGCAGCCUGUUUUCAAGUUUCAUCUCCCCUGAGAAAGGCCGAAAAAUGUUGCCAACCCCUGUUGGGACUGCAAGUGGCACCUCCUUAUUGGGGCCCAGCCUGCUGGAUGGAAACUCAAGGGACUCUUUUGUAUCUCGAUCUCUGGCAGAUGUAGCAGAGGUUGUGGAUUCCCAGCUGGCAUGCAUGAUGAACGAGAACAGCAUAGAUUACAUAUCUCGUUUCAAUGACCUUGCCCAGGAGCUAUCGAUACCUGAGCCAUCCCGGAGGGAGAUUUUGUUUGAUGGAGGUGGAGGAGGUCCCCCCAUUGGUGAUCUCUCUCAGUGACCAUACGAUACCAGCAGGCUGGUGAAGACUGUUCAGCUAAACGAAACUUGCUGUACUGGAUUGGGGCAGGGCAGUCUUGGAUAUGCAGCUUAAUGCCCAGUCGUCCUUGACCAAUGUACACCUUUGUAAAAGAGCAUUGCUGUCUUCAAAGGUCUGAAGAAGUAUUUGCAAGUUUUGGAAUGUGCAAUACAUGGAAACAGCGAAAUGCAGAACAGUAUUAUGGGGAGAGAUAUGUCCACAUCAAUGAUAUAAAACGGAGUAGUGAAUUUAUAGGACUGUCCUGGAUUUGUACUUCAGAAUGACCUAGGCAAGAAGCUCAAACAAAGGGAUUGCUAGAAGUUACCUACAUUGAUUUUACUUGCAUAGUGAUCAAAACACAAUGGUUUGGGAUUCCAGGGCGGGCAGGGGGAGGGAAAAGGGGAAGCGCCUUUGCUAUUUGCAUCUUGAAAUAUCCCACCCCGCACUCUUGAUGAUCAGUCAGACUGAAGAUUCUUGCACUCUCCUGAAAGGCACCAUGACCGUGAUGCUUUUGCUAGCAUUUUGUAACACACUCUGUUUCUUUGGCUACAUCUUGUUUACUGAACAUUCCAGCAGGGCAGAUGCCUGUGUUUGUUUUGUAGGGGAGCCUCCAUGCCCCCCAACAUUGCAUGGAUCACAGGAUUUUUCUCAGUUUUUAAACAGAUUUUUCACAGCCACCAUCCUUCUGACUGGACCCACAUGAUCGUUCUUUCUGCAGACUGAUACUGGAUUCUUCAUCACAUUACAUGGUGUAUUGGUUCACCUCACUAAUGGGAAAGUACUUUGCAAGUUGUCUCAGAAGGGUAGUCACUCUAUAGAAUGGGAGACACUGCAGAAAGGGCUCUUUAUGGAGUUGCAAUGAAAGCUGUCUUGAAUAAUAGGUCUUAAGUUUUUUUGUUGGAAACCUAUAUGUAUUUCCACCUCUCUCCACAUAAAUGCCAGCAUGUUGCUGAGAAUUUUCCUGGGAGAGGAAAUAGGAAAGAAUAGUGUAACUUACAAGUACAAAUAAUAAGUUAAACUAAAUUGUAAUGUCAUAUCUUGCAGAUGAAGAAAAGAGGUGUCAAGUCCCUGUUUAAUUUUAUCCUUCUAUCUUAACCUCUUUGCCCAGCUAAUUCUUUGUGCUCUGCAUUAUCUCAGGGCAUCAUUUUUCACUAUAGUCACUCCUGAGCAUUGAUGGGUCCAGAACUCCCUAUGCUAAGUACUUAUGCAUUUCUAUGGUAGUUUUAAUGCCUAAAAUACCCAAGUCUUGAUAUCAGGAGGUUUAAAGGAGGUUUAGCAAAGUUGCUUUCUCUACAGAUGAGUUUUCAUUUGCUUCUGCCUUACAACUCAGGAUACUUUCUCCUCCCAUUUCCUUUCCCAUCGGUCUUGAGAGAGGAUAUUUUUUACUAUGCCCUGUUUUUUUAAGCACUUGUCUGCAUCCCUAGCAAAGGGAUUCCCUUUGUCUAUUCAGUAGCUCUGAAACUCUCCCAGGGGCCAGUCCUAAUAUAAACCUCAAACUUUAUACACUAACUGUUUGCUAUUGAAUAAAAUAAACUCCUCCAUCUCUAAGGCUGUUAUCAGGGCUUUGUUUUCCCAGCUUGCACUAAACUCUGUGGAUGUAGUUUUACCUGCCUCUAGCUACUUCUACAAAGCAUUUGACUGGGAGUUUCUUAUUGGAAUGUUGCCCGCAGUACAUUUAUCAGGUUUACCAUUUUCUCAGUCACUGUCCCACCCAUGGAGAUGUUUUUUAUAUUGGUAUAUA
Messenger RNA from Alligator sinensis (Chinese alligator), 7321 nucleotides. It is a transcript of the gene CRAMP1, whose product is annotated as cramped chromatin regulator homolog 1. NCBI's taxonomy places the organism in Eukaryota, Metazoa, Chordata, Crocodylia, Alligatoridae. Bases 1465 to 5562 code for a protein of 1365 amino acids. Gene Ontology annotation, molecular function: chromatin binding. Gene Ontology annotation, biological process: pattern specification process. The transcript is spliced from 23 exons. The record is from RefSeq and is a predicted model, not a curated record. Gene Ontology annotation, cellular component: nucleus.